UCCGCCAAUGCAGAUUUAAAGAAGAAUUGCACUCAUUUCUAUUUUUACUCCAGCGCUGCGCUGUUUUGUAUUGUGAUAAAUACAUUUUUAAAGGAAGUAAUCAUUUAAUAGCCGAAACAGAACAGAAAAAAAAGUUUACGUGAUGCAUUCAGUGGGCCAAAUCAUGUAAAACACUGGUGAAAUCAGGCGCUACAUUUGAGUGACGUCAUCCUACUACUGCAACCUGACUGGAACAGACGAAGAGGAAGAGAAAAUCCAUCCAUUGCGUUGAUUGUGUGACUGCGGACGUUGAUUCGAGGAGCAGAAGCAGCACCGCCCGUUCCAACCCUGUUUACAUUGAUAUCUCAAGUGAAAAACAACACAUAACUGCCCAAAUAUCUGCGGCCAUGGAGUCGCAUGGCAAAGAGGAACUCAAGGGACCAGUGUUACAUAUCGUGGUGGUCGGAUUUCACCACAAGAAAGGCUGUCAGGUGGAAUACUCCUACCCUCCACUCAUCCCUGAGGAGGGCCAUGACAGCAACAACCUGCCUGAGGAGUGGAAGUACCUGCCUUUCCUAGCCCUGCCUGACGGGGCACACAACUACCAAGAAGACACCGUGUACUUUCACCUCCCUCCUUUCAGUGGAGCAGAUAUGAAGUGUGUGUAUGGAGUCUCCUGCUAUCGCCAAAUAGAGGCUAAGUCCCUGAAGGUCCGACUGGCUGACGUCACCAGGGAGACGGUCCAGAAGAGCGUGUGUGUCCUCAGUCGAGUGCCUCUGUACGGUCUUCUUCAAGCUAAACUACAGCUCAUCACACACGCCUACUUUGAGGAGAAAGACUUCUCACAGAUAUCCAUAUUGAAAGAGUUGUAUGAACACAUGAACGGUUCUCUGAGAGGAACGGCUCUGGAGGGAUCACAAGUGUUCCUGGGUAUGUCACCAAGAGAUUUAAUACUGCACUUUCGACACAAGGUUCUUAUUCUCUUCAAACUGAUUCUGCUGGAGAAGAAGGUGCUGUUCUACGUAUCUCCAGUCAACAGACUGGUAGAAGCUCUGAUGACUGUACUGUCACUGUUCCCAGGCAUGAUAGAGCACGGCCUGGCCGACUCGUCCCACUACCAGCCCAAGAGCAGUGUCUCAGAGGACAUCAGCCUGCUGGAGUGUGUGUCGGGGGCUGAGGAGUUUGUCUCUGUCUCUGUCACUGACAUCACCAACGCUACGCUGGAGCUGGUAGGGGAGGAGGGUUUCGGUGAGGACCAGACUACCACCACCUCCACGGAGGCCUCACAGCGGACAGCCUCACCCCCAGACACCUCCACCCCAGCUGGGGCUAGCACAAACCUCAAGCCCCCCUCCCGUACCUCCCCAGACUCGUCAGAGAGCGACUGGGAGACACUGGACCCUAGCGUGCUGGAGGACGUUCCAAAAGAUUCUGAGACACGGGGUUUAGGUUUGGGGGUGGAGCACCCAGAGACGUUUGACCCAGAGCCAGGUGUCCCCAUCACAGUUCAGCCCCAGGGCCAGUCAGCAGGGCAAGGGGAGCAGGUGGCUGUCACUCAGGGCCUAGUGUCAGGCCUGGAGGAGGACCAGUACGGACUGCCACUUGCCAUCUUCACCAAGGGUUACCUGUGCCUGCCCUACAUGGCCUUGCAGCAGCACCACCUGCUGUCAGACGUGACGGUGCGCGGCUUUGUCGCUGGGGCAACCAACAUUCUCUUCCGUCAGCAGAGGCACCUGAGUGACGCUAUCGUUGACGUGGAGGAGGCUAAGAUCCAGAUCGGGGACCCAGAGUUGAGGAAGCUGCUGAGCCUGACCACGGCUGACCUGCGUUUCGCCGACUACCUGGUCAAACACGUCACGGAGAACCGCGAGGACAUCUUUCUGGACGGGACAGGCUGGGAGGGAGGGGACGAAUGGAUUAGGGCCCAGUUUGGACUUUACGUCCAUUCUCUCCUGUCCUCUACCUUACAAGAAGACAAUGAGAAGUUGCUAGCGGACUGGGGCACGCCCUUCAUCUCAGCCUGGAGGAUCACACACAACUACAGAGUGUGGUUCAGCAACAAACACCCAGCCAUGGCCAAGAUCACCCCAGGCCAUCCGUUCCAAGGGCAGUACAGUGCUGCUGAUCUGAAAUUAAGAUUCUCACACUCGGUGCAGAACAGCGAACGGGGGAAGAAAAUUGGAGCAGCUGUGAUCACCACCAGUCGGAGUGUCGUGCAGACCGGGAAGGCAGUAGGUCAGUCGGUGGGUGGAGUGUUAACCAGUGCUAAGUCAGCCAUGUCGUCCUGGUUCUCUACGUUGGCCCAGCCUGCUAUUUUAGCCACUUCCGCAGCCUCCCCUGAGCCUCAGUCACCUACCGAGGCCAAGCCUUGACCACCUACCUGCUGCCUGCCUCCUAACCUAACCUUAGCCUCUGUCACAGGCUUUAGCCAACAUGAGUUAAUUAAGCCUAGGAGCCGAGGAUACCCUAACCUAAACCCCUCCAACGGUCCUUCCCCAGGUGUCUCUCAAUUCAUCUUUCCUUGAUUCCCUGCAUCCUUUCUCCUGAGCUCCUUCACAAACCCUAUUGGAGGUCAGAGGGGAGGCAUCUUGGACAGUGUCCUCCAAUACGGUUGAGGAGGCGAGGAGACGGGAUGUGACACACUCCUCUUAUUCCUCCUCUCCCCCUUUCUUUCAGAACCAGCUAGUUACAGAGAAGGAACCGGGGUCAGGUGGGAAGGAUAGGUUGAAUUUUGCGUGUUUGGGGAAAGGUUUUAUUUUAUGAAGGAUUUGAUUCAGGCCUCUGAUGGGAUACCACAACACAGCAGAGGGAUCCAGGUCUUUGUCAUAAAUGAUACCCUAUUCCCUAUGUAGUUCACAACUUUUGCCCAGGGCCCAUAGAGUACUGGUGAUAAGUAGUGCACUAGGAAUAGAUGCCAUUUAGGACACAAACCUGGUCUGCAGUACCCUCUCCCCUCCAUCCCCAGGUUACAACUGCUCCAGCAUGGAGGACAGAUCGACAUGGGCAGAUGAGAGGAAUAGCCACUUGUGCUAAACAGACCGGCAGAAAUAUCCUCAGAGCCCAUCCUCAGAGCCUCAGACACUUCAGAUUUCGGUGUGUUUUUCUCUGUGUGGUGGAAGACCUUUUUGUGUUUUAUCCAAUGCCAGUGUUUUGCUCUAACUGUAUUCCAACAAGGUGUACACUGUAUAUACUGACAGUGUGAAACCAGUGCAUCGCUGGCUGGAAGCUGUUACUGUAAAUAAGAUGCUGGGUCAGAGCAAGUUAUUCUCAGUUUACUGGAUAGGACAGACAACCUAUGUCCGUGUCCCAAAUGGAACCCUUACCGUAGUGCACUAUAAAGAGAAGAGGGUGCCAUUUGGAACAGAUACUGUUUGUCAUUCCUUCAGGUUAAGAAACCUGCUUUUUAUCUUUUUCCUCAUUAUGUCUGCACUAUACAUGUAAUAGUGAACUUUUAUAAAGAUAGUUGGAGUAUGGGAUAAAAUGAAUUUAUUAGUUGUAUAUAGUUUGUUGGACUUGUACAAAUAAUAGUGAUGACACGACUGGAACCAAUCUCUACCUGAUCUAUGGCUCACUAUUGUGCAUCUGAAAUGGCACCCUAUUCCCUAUAGGUCACUACUUUUGACUAAGGCCCUUUAAACCUAUUCUGUAGAAAGUGCACUACGUAGGCAAUUGGUUGCACCUAUACAUAGGAAAGAUUAUAUUUCUAUGUACUCUCUUAGUCUAUACUUGUUACUUUGAGAUGAUUACAGUACUUUCUCCCCAACUGUUUGUAUUGAAGUUGAACAUUUAGGAAAUAAGUGUGUAUAUAUAUAUUUAUCUUCGAGAUCUGGGACUGUAUCCACUAAAAGUCGGAGUAAGAGUGCCGAUCUAGGAUCCCAUAUAACCUUAUCCAUUACGAUCUAAAAGGCCAAACUGGUCCUAAAUCAGCACUCGUACGCAGACGUUUAGACAUGGGCCCAGGUCCAGUUUUUAAACUGUAAUAAUGACAGCUUUGGACCAUCAUCUCUUUGAAUUCCCGUCUUGACUUUUAAACUAAAAUCUGAGUCAUUCGUAUUGCCUGUAUGCUUCAUUUGUUGCUGUUGAACUCAAAUGUACUUAAGUAUGCAAAGAAAAACAUUUAAUCUGACAUAUUUAGGGUUUUGAAAAUGUGAAGUUAAUUUAUGCUGCAUUAAAUAUGAAAAAAAAUGGAAA
Messenger RNA from Salvelinus fontinalis (brook trout), 4170 nucleotides. It is a transcript of the gene avl9, whose product is annotated as AVL9 homolog (S. cerevisiase). Bases 387 to 2351 code for a protein of 654 amino acids. Gene Ontology annotation, cellular component: cytoplasm. The record is from RefSeq and is a predicted model, not a curated record. The transcript is spliced from 16 exons. NCBI's taxonomy places the organism in Eukaryota, Metazoa, Chordata, Actinopteri, Salmoniformes, Salmonidae.